GACGUAAAAAAAAUAAAAAAAACAGAAAGGGAAAAAAAAUUAUUCCCCUAACUGCAGCAGAUGAACUGAGACAUUCCACAAAAAAGACAAAGCAAGCAAGCGUGACAGACAGACCAAAAGAAUAGGAAGAAGACAACUGAUGCAAUAGUUUGGGUCAGCAUGACUGAAUAAUCAUCAAUUCCUUGGUAACUUACGUGAACCGAUCAAGACAUCACUUCCAUAAUUGGUGUAAAGGGCUGUACAAGUCAACAGACUUCAUAUGACCGAACAAAACUGUUCACACUGAAAGGACCGAAUCGAGAAAACACUGAACGUAGCCAAGAUGGGAGAUGUGAAAUGCAAAAAAUGUCCAAAAGGAAACUAUGUGUUUGCCAGCUGCAAUUCCACAUCGCAAACAGUAUGUUACACCUGCCCACGGCGUACAUUUCUUGAUGAGGAAAACAGUCUGACCCAGUGUAUAGCCUGCAGGGAGUGCUCCAGCACCAGCAACAUGGAGAUGGUAAAGGAGUGUGAGGAAGACAAAAACACAGAGUGCAGGUGUAAGCUGGGAUACUACUGUACACACAAAAGUGAAUCCCACUGCGAUAACUGCAGUCCGGUCUCCACCUGUCCUCCAGGGCAAGGAGUUGCCCUUCAUCACACGUUCGAGAAAAACACUGUGUGCGUUCCCUGUCCAGAGGGAACCUACAGGAAUGUGGAUGAUUACGUUUCCAGCUGCAAAAAUUAUACAAGUUGUGAUGAUUUGGGUCGACAUGUGAAGGUUCCUGGGACCAGCCAAUCAGAUGUUGUGUGUGGACAAUUUAAAGCACCUUGUUCUUGGUUGUUACCUGCAAGUCUGUGGGCAGGGAUUGUGAUUACUGCCAUGAUUAUAGUUAUGAUCCUGUUUAUAAUUUAUUGGAGAAACAAACGUCAGUCAAAAAGAUUAGAAAUUUCUUUAAGCCACGUCUCGCCAGUGCUUCCUCCAGACAUCCUGAAAUAUCCUGCAGACUGUGAUGUGGAGAAGCAUGCAGAACAUCAGCAAUGCACACAUUUAGUUGAAAAGUACACAGACAUGGACAGCAGCAUACAGUGUGAUGGAUUUUCGCCACCGCUGACAGUGUCAGAGACAUACAGGCCCUCAGCUGCCACAAAUGGAUAUACAGACAGCAUCACAUGGCACUCGAACUAUCAGUCAGAGCCGCAGGAGUCUGAAUGGAACGAUUAACUUUGGCUAACAAACAUUCUAUUAACCUGACAAUUAUCUAUACAGUGGUUUUUAUCUACCAGUGUAGAAGCUUUACUUCUGUUCUGGAAGAAUGUGUAAAUAACUAGAGUUUAUUUUUUAUAGAAAAAAAAAAUAUUGAAUACACAUUUUACGAAAAACCUAUAUGUAUGAAAACAUAAACAGAUACUGCAGUUACAUAUUAUGUUCUCUCUUGUAGUAAUAACAAUGUAUUGUCUUUAUUUAAGUUGCUAUUUUUCCAGAUGUUAAAUUUCAUUUCAAUAAAAAAAAUUGUAUUUUAAUAAUCCCUUGACUGUGUAUAAAAGCAAAAGGGUGAAGACUUUAAUUUUGUCAUACCAGGUCUAA
Molecule: messenger RNA, 1567 nt
Organism: Carassius carassius (crucian carp)
Lineage: Eukaryota; Metazoa; Chordata; Actinopteri; Cypriniformes; Cyprinidae
Product: tumor necrosis factor receptor superfamily member 3-like
Exons: 8
Coding region: 323-1204 (293 amino acids)
Biological process (GO): defense response to Gram-negative bacterium; defense response to Gram-positive bacterium; positive regulation of cytokine production involved in immune response
Cellular component (GO): membrane; external side of plasma membrane
Molecular function (GO): protein binding; transmembrane signaling receptor activity
Source: RefSeq, a predicted model, not a curated record